UUUUCAGCGACCGAUUUAUAAGUGAUCCCAUAUCCCCCGCGACUUGUCCGCCUUGCUUGAGCUUGUCGACUUGUGAAAGCCUCGACAAGAUUUAUCUACGUAAAGGAGGGCGCUGGUCAAGGCCGAAGUUUGUCCAGAUUGCAAACAGGGCCAUCCAUACAAGUCACGUUUUCCCAGUUCAGCUUCCGCCCGCAGUCUCGUGGCCAAGAAGCUGCGAUUCUCUUUCUCAUCUUCCUUCAACACCCUGCCAUGAUCGCUGCAACAUCCGAAACAACGACUAGAUUACCAGAGCAAGCCUUCAUUGCAACUCAAAACGCGAGGUUACUCUCAGUCCAAGAUAAAAUACGGAUCUUUCAACCCCUGCAACAGCCAAGAUGGCCGACGUACUGAAGAAGAUUAUCCCCCUCAUUCUUCUCCUCUUACUUGUCAUUGUGCUCGGUUUUGUCGGUUUUGUCGUAUAUUCCAUUGCCAAUGACAUUGCACAAAAGACGUCACAGCACAUGGAGAAGAAAAAUGUGUCCUUUACCAAGGACGGCUUGAAAGUCGGCAUCAAAGAAAUGAAGAAUGAGAACUAUGUGGAUAAGACGCAGAGCUACCUUGUCAAAGCAUGGAAUUACUCUACCUGGCCGGCUUACAAGAGCCGAUUCUGGAAUAAGCAAGCCACUGAAAACAAUGGUCAGCAGCAAUCGCGACCAGAAGCACGACGAGGACACACCAAUCACGGCAAGACGCAAUGAUUGACCAUCACAACUUCAACUGCAACGGGAAUAGCACUUCCCAAGACAUUGACGACGAGCAAAUUCAAAUUUGGGAGGAGGACAAUCCUGACGAAAUCAAU
This is a messenger RNA of Xylona heveae TC161, 838 nucleotides long. RefSeq lists its product as hypothetical. Bases 375 to 737 code for a protein of 120 amino acids. The record is from RefSeq and is a predicted model, not a curated record. Lineage: Eukaryota; Fungi; Ascomycota; Xylonomycetes; Xylonales; Xylonaceae. The transcript has 3 exons.